CAGUAUCAUCAGUAUAUCGUUCACGGCUGUACUCGCUCGUUCCUUUUUUUGUUUUUGUCAUCUGUCAAAAUCAAAGUCGAGCAUUUGUAUAUAAUUCUGGGGUUAGUAAAUUUUUGUAAAUUAUAAGACAGGGGUCCGUAAAAUGUUUUUGACCACGAAAGCAAGGCUUAAAAUUGUCGAUAAUGAGAAACUGCACAUUACUCGUCGGCCUGGUACAGCCGCCUGGCUGUUUCUCGGACUGUCUGUUCUUGUCUUUGUCGAACUGUGUCGUCGCCUCUCUGAAAAUAUCUUUGUAUCAACGGUGUUGAUUUUUGGAGGCAUAAUGUUCGUAUUGGACUCAUUGGGCGAUUGGGAGGAUUUCGUCUUGGAUAAAGCCGCAAAUAAAGCGACAUUCAGGCGGUGUAGUUGGAGCGAUAAAUUGUGCUUAGGUUCCGCUGGUGAAAAAUCAACGAUUACAAUGGAAUUGAGCAAAAUUCGACACGUUGGUGUUUCCAUGAAUUUGGGGCUAUUCGUUCUUUUAAAGAACGGUAAAACCACUUCUUUGUCAACGCACGGACUGCGUCGGGAGGAAAUCCAAAGAAUGCGUCGAGAAGUUCACAAUUUUUUGAAUCUGACCAGAAUCGAAUGUCUCGACAAACUGCCGCCGGAUCAUCACAAUCGCUUGCUCAUACCGUCAGACUCGGACGAUGAGAUCUUUGAUACUGCUGAAAAAUGGAAAAAUUAACAGGAUGAAUAAAGAUAUGUUGGACUGGCCAUAGAUGUGUACAUUUAAAAAGACGUCCGAUGAAGUGCAAGAUAAUUUUUAGCGUUAGUGUUUAGUGCAUAUGUAACGACUGAAGCUUUCAAAUCGAUUUG
Diprion similis is the source of this 855-nucleotide messenger RNA. RefSeq lists its product as uncharacterized. The transcript is spliced from 2 exons. The coding region runs from base 143 to 724 and encodes 193 amino acids. The record is from RefSeq and is a predicted model, not a curated record. Lineage: Eukaryota; Metazoa; Arthropoda; Insecta; Hymenoptera; Diprionidae.